This is a messenger RNA of Peronospora farinosa, 492 nucleotides long. The record is from the annotation of a GenBank genome assembly. NCBI's taxonomy places the organism in Eukaryota, Oomycota, Peronosporomycetes, Peronosporales, Peronosporaceae.
AUGGCUACGUCAAAGCUGCCAACCCAUGUGGUCUUCGAGACGUCUGUGGGUGGCUUUACGAUGGAAUUGUACUCUGAGCACGCGCCAAAAACCUGUUGGAAUAUUGUCGAGCUGGCGCGACGCGGUUACUAUAACAAUACCAUCUUUCACCGCAUUAUUAAAGGUUUUAUGAUUCAAGGUGGGGAUCCCACAGGAACGGGAAGAGGCGGAGAGUCCAUUUAUGGGGCAAAAUUUGAUGAUGAGAUCUCCAAGGAGCUCAAACACACGGGAGCUGGUGUGCUGUCGAUGGCGAAUUCAGGGCCGAACACUAAUGGCAGUCAGUUCUUCAUUACGUUGGCACCGACACCGUGGCUGGAUGGUAAGCACACGAUAUUUGGGCGGAUUUCGACGGGGAUGAAGGUGAUUCAGCGCAUGGGUAUGGUGCCAACUGGCGCUAAUGACAGACCUCACGAAGAGAUCCAUGUCAAGCGUGCCUAUCCAAUUUCACAAUGA